UUCACGCAGUGACAGAUAGCUGUCGGUCUGGACUGAGGGGGAAGGCUAUCUCGGAAAUAAUCUGCCCACGCGUUAAGCUGCUUUAUCCCCGCCAAGCCUCAGUCGGUCAGACACGGCUGUAGCUCAGUGACCACUCACAGGGAAGUCCGAAUUAGAGAAAGAAAAAGUGACACAGGCUGCGGAGACAAGUUUGAGAAAUCUUUUUCAGGGUGAUAGGUUGUGGAUGAGAGCAGUGUGUGGUGGUUGUUUAGCAUACAUGGAGACUUGAUUGGAGGUCAGACAGACAGAGCUGAAGCUGAACCUGUUGCCGUGUGCGCAGUGUUGGAUGAAGGAGGCAGACAACAAGUACACACUGGGGUUUUAACCACAGCAAGAAGCUGGCACGCGUGUUUCGGGCAUGGACAACAUUGGAUUUUGGAUAUUCUUGAUAACAACUUGUGUAAUUCCUGGGAUAAAUGGCCAGACUGUGGAAAUGGAUGAUGGGAAGUGGGGGUAUGUUGGCUCAAAGGUGGAUCUUCGUUGUCGGUUCAUCAAUAGUUCCCCGCCUGUCAAAAUCUCACAGGUGACAUGGCAGAAACUGGUGAAUGGCACCAAGCAGAACGUGGCGAUCGCCAACCCCUCUCUUGGUGUGUCUGUUGCCCCGCCCUACAGGGACCGAGUGGUCUUCAAAAACGGAGCAGUGAGGCGACGAACUCCAAAUCUAGAAGACACCACUAUCACCUUUUCCUCGCUGCGUCUCGCUGAUGAAUGCACCUACAUCUGUGAAUACACAACGUUCCCCGCAGGGAACAGAGAAAACACAGUAAAUCUCACUGUCUUCGUUCGCCCCACAACUCAGAUGAGUCUGUCCACGCCAACCCUUGUGGCUCGCUCGUCCAAUCUGAAAACACCAGUGGCCAGCUGCGUUUCAGCCAAUGGAAAACCACCUGGCACAAUCAGGUGGGAGACGAGGGUGCCAGGAGAAGUGACAACCAGAGAAUUCAGAAACUCAGACGGGACAUUCACUGUUCAAAGCGACUACAUUUUGGUGCCAAGCAAAGAUACACACAAGGAGACACUCACCUGUGUCACCUCAUACAACGAGGAGGUCUUCACUGACAGUGUCACCCUGGAUAUUCAGUAUGAGCCAGAUGUUUCAGUGGAUGGGUUCGAUGGAAACUGGUACCUGAACAGAGAAAAUGUCCAGCUGAGCUGCCAAGCUGAUGCCAACCCAGCCGCCUCUCUGUAUCAGUGGCGACUUGUAAAUGGCACAAUACCAAGCAAUGCAGAGAUCCGAGAAAAUAUCCUUACCUUUAAAGGGCCAAUCACGUAUGAGGUCCAAGGCACCUAUGUGUGUGAUGCCACCAACAGCAUUGGGACGCGAUCAGCCUCUGUGGAGGUCAGCAUUAUAGAAAAGCCACUACCACAGAUUGCAACAGGUGAUGUCAUCAGCGUAGUUGCCUUAUUACUUGCUGCUGGAGUGCUCAUGGGCAUUACGAUAACAGUCCUGGUGCUCAAAAUAAGAAGCCGGAAAGACGACUCCUCAAAUGACUCUCCGUCCAAAAAACUGUCACAGCCGAUAAGGAAAAGACCAGCCGAUGACAUCCAGCAUUCAGGACGAUUUUAUGAAGAACUCCCAAACACAGCUGACUACGUGAGCUACAGGCUGGCCUGCAACAAGGAGGACUAUCCUGAGCCCUACUCCCCUCCCAUCAACCCUCCUCUGUCAUUUCUGCCCCAGCACCCUUACCAUUCAUCACACACAACCCCCGCAACCAGCAGCAGCAGUAGUAACACCAUGUCAAAAAACACUUUCUCUCCUCCUCCGCACACCACAGCUAUCUUUAAAUACCCCUCAGUACCAGGCCUAUCUUCACCUCCCCCAGGAGUGGGGGCGUAUACUUUUCCCAAAGAGCAGUAUGUCUGAACCGGCACUGAAUUUGUCUCAAACUGAAACUGCUUCAAUGAGGACAGAUGACACAACACGAUUUUUCCCCAAACCUUUCCUGUAAGGGAGAUUUUGUUUGACCCUGGACUAUCAGGCGGUGUCUUUGCACCCUCUGCAUCUUAUUGGACAGCUCCGGGGGGCAAAGGACAAUUCAGCUUCUGAUGUCAGACUUUGAAUUGAGUCCCAUUUUUAAAUAUUUUAUUGUUUUGUUGUGUCUUUUAUUAUAUAAUCUAUUUUGUGAAAAGGGAAGAUUGUGGGACCAUGAUUUAAUGUCAUUUGAAAAAUGUAUAUUGAAUGGAUGUAUUACAUUUGAUUUGCAAAUGCUUACAACAUUAUUUAUUAUUUCUUGAUCUCCGAUGUGAUCCACCCCUUACUUUAUCUGAUAUUGUAUAUAUAAUAUACAAUAAUAAUAAUAUAAUAUAAUUCUUUAACUCUGAGGCCCACUCUUUUUAUCCUGCAACAUUCAUACCCAUAAUCCUUUCACUGUAGAACAGCGGAACUCACCUUUUCAUUUCCUUUUGUAUUUUGUAUCAUGCUUUUCUUUGCAUUUGAAAAAAAAACAACACUGAAGAAAUGGUGUUGUUUCAUGAAAUUUAUGUUUUUAUUCAUGGUUUUAGUUUUCACUGAGAUUGGUUGUUGGAUGAGCCUUGAAUUUUUAGCAUUUAAAUAAAAAUGACCAUGUUAACUUGUGUUAAUGGUGACUGAAAAUAUGAAACCAUAUACUUACUAUUCCACACUCUUGCCUUUAAAAGUCUCUUUGUAUACAAUGAAAUAUCCAUUAACAGUUACAAAUCUGCUCUGGGCUCUUUUCUUGAUGUUGUUAAAGAGUAGUUUGGAUGGUUAGUUUAUUUGUAACCGUAUCAGCCAGAUAAAUCAUAAUGUUGGUGGUCAGUUUUCUUUUUAGGCUCAAACUGAAAUAUGCCUUUUUAAACUGUUAGAUUGAUUGUCAUUAAAUGUUGUACUGUUGUGAAUGGCCUUAAGAGGAUGAUUGUUUCAGAAGUCCCUCCAGUAGGUCAAAGUUCCCAAUUAUAAUUUGCUAACUUGCAACUACCUUGCUAACAUGUAAUACUGAAACAACAAACAUUAUUAACUUAUUAAUCACGUUACCGUUGUCUAUGUAAAUGAGCAUAGUAGCAUGCUAACCUUAGCUUUGAGCUCUAGGCACUGUUGUGACAGUACAGUAUCAGACCUACUUGCUUGUCCCAUUGACUGUACAGGCACUAAUUAUUCAGGAUUAGCCUGGUUGCCAUUUUUUAUAUUGAAAACUGUCAUAAUAAAUCAUCUGUUCCUGUUUGAUAGGGUCAAACAGAGUUCAGUAUAGGGAUUUGUUGUGGCUUCAUAAGCCUCUGGUAUUUGGUGUUUAAUUAUAAAAUGAUGUGUUACAAAUUUGAGAGUAUGGUUUAUUAUCCACAAAAAAUAAAACAAAACAAAACGUCAUUAUUAUGAGCAAACUACAUUCACUGAAAAAAAAAAAUGUUUUCUUUUUUUUUUCCCGAAGCUAUGGAGUCAUGAUCAUAUUUUUAUGGACGUUUAAAAACAAAGAAAUAAUGUAAUGCUAGUGCGUCCAAUUAGAAAGUAAAGAGGAGAAGAAGCAUACUUUUGGUGUCCCAUGUUUCCGUUCCCAUACAGUUACCACUUUCCGGCACAAGUUCUAUUGGAAGGCUCCAUCAGUCUGCUAUUAUGAAUAGAUUCUAGAAAGUCAGCCUAUCGCUGCCCGUAUGCUGAUCAAAUUCAUGACAAUUAAUUCACAGCUUCUUGAGCAACAAGUAGUGUCCAGUUUGUGGGACCUCACAGACUGUGAACGUCCUUUUGUUUUUUUAAAUCCAUCAUUUUUAGCUGCAUCAGUCUGUUGCGCAGCAAUGCUUAAUUGUCUAAGCCUUGGAAAGAUCUGGGUCACUAUCAGAAGGCUGGUAGACCUAAGAGCUGUGUGUUUACUUAAAUCUUUUUCUCAGUUGUUGAGUUUUACAGCACAAAAAUAAGAGUAGAGUGUAAAGAUUAUGAGAAUGUAAUGGUUCUGCAUAUUCGUUUUUUAAAGUGGAUAAUAAACAUAAAAAACUGCCAUUGUGAUCAACCAUUGAAGAUAAAUAAAUACUUAUGACAGCA
This is a messenger RNA of Labrus bergylta (ballan wrasse), 4030 nucleotides long. RefSeq names its product nectin-1-like. NCBI's taxonomy places the organism in Eukaryota, Metazoa, Chordata, Actinopteri, Labriformes, Labridae. The record is from RefSeq and is a predicted model, not a curated record. Gene Ontology annotation, biological process: heterophilic cell-cell adhesion; homophilic cell-cell adhesion; protein localization to cell junction. Gene Ontology annotation, cellular component: adherens junction.